Messenger RNA from Wasmannia auropunctata (little fire ant), 5033 nucleotides. It is a transcript of the gene fliI, whose product is annotated as protein flightless-1. Lineage: Eukaryota; Metazoa; Arthropoda; Insecta; Hymenoptera; Formicidae. Gene Ontology annotation, cellular component: actin cytoskeleton; cytoplasm; nucleus. Gene Ontology annotation, molecular function: phosphatidylinositol-4,5-bisphosphate binding; actin filament binding. Gene Ontology annotation, biological process: actin filament severing; barbed-end actin filament capping; actin polymerization or depolymerization. The record is from RefSeq and is a predicted model, not a curated record. The coding region runs from base 147 to 3869 and encodes 1240 amino acids. The transcript is spliced from 22 exons.
CUGAAGGAUCGGCGACGAAUGGACGCGACGCGCCGCGUCCGCUGCGACACUUAGCGGGCUCCACUUCCUGGGGGGGGACGUGAUUCUCGUGCUCCGGACGACGGCGCACGUCCUCGUCGCCGUGCAGCGACCGACCGGUAGACGCGAUGGCGAACACCGGGGUGCUGCCGUUCGUGCGAGGCGUGGACUUCAGCAGCAACGACUUCGGCGAUGGCAAAUUUCCUGAAUCCGUGCGUCUCAUGACCGGGAUACAAUGGCUGAAAUUAGACAAAACGAACUUGGUGGAGAUCCCGGAGGAGAUGGGCAAGUUGUUGAAACUGGAACAUCUGUCACUUGUCAAAAACAAACUGGAACGUUUAUACGGAGAGUUGACGGAAUUGAACUGUCUCAGGACACUAAACAUAAGGCAUAAUAAUAUCAAAUCCAGUGGUAUUCCGGCGGAAUUGUUUCAUUUAGAGGAACUAACAACCUUAGACUUAAGUCACAACAAUUUGAAGGAGGUACCUGAAGGCCUAGAAAGAGCACGUUCCUUGCUCAAUCUUAAUUUAAGCCAUAAUCAUAUCGAAACCAUACCAAAUACGUUGUUCAUCCACUUGACGGACUUGUUGUUCUUGGAUCUUAGUUACAAUAAGCUGGAAACGGUGCCACCACAGACUAGACGUUUGGCUAACCUGCAGACUUUAAACCUGAAUCAUAAUCCCUUGGGUCAUUUUCAGUUAAGACAAUUGCCAUCAUUAAUGAAUUUAACGACGUUACAAAUGCGGGACACACAACGAACAUUGAAUAAUAUACCUUCUAGUCUAGAAACGUUAACUAAUUUGCAAGAGCUCGAUUUGUCACAGAAUAAUUUACCUCGAGUGCCUGACGCGCUUUAUUCCCUGUCGAAUUUGCGCCGUUUAAAUCUAAGUGACAAUCAGAUAACGGAGUUGUCAACAGCGAUCGAAUUGUGGACGAGAUUGGAGACUCUGAACGUGUCGCGAAACAAAUUAAGUGCAAUACCAGCCGCUUUGUGCAAGAUUUUCACAUUAAGAAGAUUGUAUUUAAACGAUAACGAAUUAGAUUUUGAGGGUAUACCUUCUGGAAUAGGAAAAUUAUCAUCUUUACAGGUUUUUUCUGCCGCUAACAAUCAUUUAGAAAUGAUACCAGAAGGAUUAUGCAGAUGUGGUUCAUUAAAGCAAUUAAUAUUAACGUCAAACCGACUGAUUACCGUGCCGGAUGCCAUCCACCUUCUGACUGAUUUAGAACAGCUGGAUUUACGGGACAAUCCGAAUUUAGUGAUGCCACCAAAACCGACGGAAGUUCAAAGGGGAUCGGGCAUCGAAUUUUAUAAUAUUGACUUCUCGCUGCAACAUCAGUUGCGUCUUGCUGGUGCUAAUGUACCAGCUCCAGUUCAAGCCGCCAAUAAAGAUCCAAUCGCGCGUAAAAUGAGAUUAAGAAGAAGGAGAGAUCAGGAGGAGGCUGAUCAGGAUCAGGCCAAAAUUCUUAAGGGCAUGAAAGACAUAGCGAAAGAGAAGAACAAGGAUAAGGAAUGUGAGGAAUCGAAAGCGGAAUCCUUAAAACCCAAGCGAUGGGAUGAGGCUUUAGAGAAGCCACCGUUGGAUUAUUCCGAGUUUUUUGACGAGGACGCGGGUCAAAUACCCGGCUUGUCGGUCUGGGAGAUAGAGAACUUUCUGCCGAACGAGAUCGAGGAGGUGGCGCACGGCAAGUUUUACGAGGGCGAUUGUUACAUCAUCCUGAAAACCGGGAUAGACGAAGGUGGAGCGUUGACCUGGGCGAUCUAUUUCUGGAUCGGGGAAAAGGCGACAUUAGAUAAAAGAGCGUGUGCGGCGAUUCACGCCGUAAAUCUGAGGAACUACCUAGGCGCACAAUGUCGGACAAUCAGGGAAGAACAAGGGGACGAAUCGGAUGAAUUUCUGAUGCUGUUCGAUUCGGGUAUCACCUAUAUCGAGGGCGGUCGCACGUCGUCCGGUUUUUACACAGUGGAAGAUACACCAGCGAUUACUCGUUUAUAUCGAGUGCACGCGGCGGGGGCUUCUAUACAUUUGGAACCAGUUCCAGUCUGUGCCGAAUCCCUGGAUUCCGACUAUGUAUUUGUUCUUGACACGGGGAAUAAGAUAUUCAUGUGGUACGGAAAGAAGGCGAAGAGCACGUUAAAAUCAAAAGCGCGACUGAUGGCAGAGAAAAUUAAUAAGAACGAACGGAAAAAUAAAGCCGAGAUUCUAACGGAGGUCAUGGGUGCCGAGUCCGAAGAUUUCUUCCUGCAUUUAGGAGUGGAGGAGCACGAACAAAAAAAUCUGCAAAUUGUGGAGCACGUGGAUCCAAAUUUUGUGCCUCUCGUGCCCAGAUUGUAUCAAGUUCAACUCGGAAUGGGCUAUCUGGAACUACCGCAGAUCGAGGUUCCUCACGGAAAGUUAACGAACACCUUGUUAAAUGUUCGCAAUGUGUAUAUACUAGACUGCUAUUUAGAUGUAUACGUUUGGUUUGGUAAAAAAUCGACGAGAUUAGUACGCGCCGCUGCUGUGAAACUAUCUCAAGAAUUGUUCAACAUGAUAGAAAGGCCAGAGUACGCGAUGGUAACGAGAUUGCAAGAGGGUACUGAAUCACAGAUCUUCAAGUCUAAAUUUACCGGAUGGGACGAAGUAAUCGCCGUGGAUUUCACUAGAACGGCUGAAUCGGUCGCUAAAACUGGGGCGGAUCUCACUAAGUGGGCUAAACAGCAGGAAACAAAAGCGGAUUUGGCCGCUUUAUUCAUGCCGCGGCAACCACUGAUGUCGGCUGCCGAAGCGCAUCAACUGAUGACGGAGUGGAACGACGAUUUAGAGGGAAUGGAAGCGUUGGUGUUAGAAGGAAAAAAAUUUGUACGUCUGCCGGAGGAGGAAUUAGGACAUUUUUACAGUGCGGAUUGCUACGUUUUUUUAUGCCGGUAUUGGAUGCCACUGGAUAUAACGGAGAACGAAGACGGUGAGGAGCAAUACGAAGACGAUUAUCAAUGUACGGUGUAUUUCUGGCAAGGCAGAGACGCGGGAAACAUGGGAUGGCUGACGUUUACGUUCAGUCUGCAAAAGAAAUUCAAGUCAUUGUUCGGCGAAAACCUGGAGGUUGUGAGGACACAUCAGCAGCAAGAAAAUCUAAAGUUCAUGAGUUAUUUCAAACGAAAGUUCAUCAUUCACCAAGGCAAACGUAAGCAGCCAAAGACUGCGGGUAAUGCCAAAGUGGAGUUCUAUCAUUUGCGAAGUAACGGCAGUGCCUUAUGUACUCGGCUCAUUCAAAUACCGGCGGAUUCGACGUUACUGAAUCCUGCUUUCUGUUAUCUCUUAAAUGUGCCAUUCAACAAUUCCGACGAAGGAACCGGAAUCGUGUACGCGUGGAUCGGGUCGAAGGCUGAUCCCGAAGACGCUCGUCUAAUCGGAGAAAUAGCAGAGGAAAUGUUCAACAACCCAUGGAUAAGCCUGCAAGUAUUAAACGAAGGCGAGGAACCAGACAACUUCUUCUGGGUGGCGCUUGGAGGGAAGAAACCGUACGACACUGAUGCGGAGUUUAUGAAUUACACAAGACUAUUUAGAUGUUCCAACGAGAAAGGAUACUUUACAAUCAGCGAGAAGUGCACCGAUUUUUGCCAAGACGAUUUAGCAGACGACGAUAUAAUGAUUCUCGAUAAUGGAGAGCAAGUAUUUCUCUGGCUGGGUACUCGCUGUUCAGAGGUUGAAAUCAAACUGGCUUACAAGUCAGCUCAGGUAUAUAUUCAACACUUGCGCGUGAAGCAACCCGAGAGACCCCGUAAAUUAUUUUUAACUGCCAAAGGUAAGGAAUCCAGAAGAUUCAUGAAAUGCUUUCACGGCUGGGGCUCGCACAAGAGGCCACCGCAGUAAAAUCGAGUCAGUGCUCACUACGCUUACCGUUUCAGAGUUAGUUUUUAUAAUCGCAGGCAGGGUAUGACACAAGCGCAACAUUGUUAUGUAGAUUCGUAAUGCGUCCGCGAUCUUCGUUCUUAACUUCACGUUUCAUAUGCCGGCCAAAUGGAGGUCAAUCCAUCGCAAUAAUCUGUGUAUCCUCGCGAUGCGAACGAUCGAUUAGGAAACGGAAUAAUUGUUCACUAAACAACAACGAAUCUAAUUAGUAAAGUUUACAUUUUCGCGUUUGCUUCUUCGCUUUUUCGACUUACUGAAUAAUUCAUCACCGAAUUGCUUUCUCGAGUACUCGAGCGCCAAUCUGCUUGGUAUACGUAAUUCAGAUUUCUAUUUUUAUUAGCACGGGCACCUUUUCGACUCAGUCUCAUAUAUUUCUUAAUUCAAACGGAUGCGAAUACAAAGAGUUUUUCCAUCCUCGAGUCCAACAAGAUUCUCACUGUGAUGCGAUUCUCUCCUAUUUUACACUGUGAAAGAGAUUCGUCUACCUUAACCGUUAUAAUUCAUACUCCGUGUAUUCAGCGAGAGACUUAUUUAUUUAUUUAUUCACAUAUAUUUCCGUAUUUAUGAAGUUUUUCGUACAGACUAGACUAUGUAUCCAUUUUUAUUUCUCGCAAGUUUACGCGUUUCAGAUAAGAUGUGAUAGACAUUUUUAAAAAUUGUUCGAUGAAUUGUGAUACAAAUGUUUAUCGUCGAAUUGUAACGUUGAAAAAAAAAAAGCAUUUUCUUUUUAUUCUUUUGUAGAGAAAUAAUUCUUCCAUAAGAAGAUAUAUCAACUUGUAUAGCCCUGAAAGGGUUAAGAUAGGAUUUGUCCACAAGUUUUCUAGAUUCGCGCGCUUCUAGCAAAUACCGUCAAAAUUGUCAAUUGAACAGGAUUAUUGGAAAUCGCAUUUGGAAAUUUGUGAAUACUAAUCGAAGACUGAAAAAGAGAUACGUGUAAUUAUAAUCAUGUACACAUCUGACUAUUAACACCGCCCGAUUGUACAGAUGCCAUAAUGAUCGUUUUUUGUAUUACUUACAUUGUAUUUAACACAAUUUAUUUAUAGAUAUAAUAUAUAUACAUAGAUUUUGUAAAAGUUCUACUUAACUCUCAACAAUUGUAUAAAUAAAUAUUUCUAUGACAAUUUA